CCACCUCCAUUCGUGCGGGGGAGAUGCCGGGGCCGCCGGGCGCGCUCCGGCCGCCGCCGCCUCGGCAGCUGCUCCUGCUGCUGCUGCUGCUGCUGCCGCCGCCGGGCGUCGGAGCCGCGCCACUUCCGCAAACAGGUGCAGGGGAACCAGCUGCUGCAGAAGUGUCCUUACUUUUUGUGGUUCUAUCUGUAUGCAGUUUACUGACAUUGGUAGUGCUGAUUGUGAACUGUGUAUCCUGCUGUAAAGAUCGAGAAAUAGACUUUAAGGAGUUUGAAGAUAAUUUUGAUGAUGAAAUAGAUUUUACACCACCAGCAGAAGAUACACCCUCUGUUCAAUCUCCUGCAGAAGUUUUUACACUUUCAGUUCCAAAUAUUUCUUUACCGGUUCCAUCCCAGUUUCAUCCUUCUUCAGGCACUCAGCCCCUUACUGAAAUUCUUACAGCAGAAGGAGUGAAGUCUCAAGUUGCACGCCAGAGUCUAAACUAUAUCCAAGAAAUUGGAAAUGGCUGGUUUGGAAAGGUUCUGCUUGGGGAGAUUUAUACAGGCAGCAGCGUAGCAAGAGUAGUAGUGAAGGAGUUAAAAGCCAGUGCGAGUGCAAAGGAGCAAGAUAAAUUUUUGAAAAAUGGAGAGCCAUACUAUAUUCUUCAACAUCCAAAUAUUCUUCAGUGUGUUGGACGAUGUGUGGAAGCCAUCCCAUAUCUUCUGGUGUUUGAGUUGUGUGACAUGGGUGACCUAAAAGCAUAUUUGUGCAGUGAACAGGAGCGUAUUAAAGGAGAUUCACAAAUAAUGCUGCUACAGAGAAUGGCCUGUGAGAUUGCUGCUGGACUUGCCAUAAUGCACAAACAUCAUUUUGUACAUAGUGACUUAGCCCUGCGGAAUUGUUUUCUCACAUCUGAUUUAAAUGUAAAAAUAGGAGACUAUGAAAUAGGACUUGGCAAAUACAAAGCGGAUUAUAUUGAAACAGAUGAUGAUAAAAUUAUUCCCCUUCGGUGGACUGCACCAGAAUUGGUAACAAGCUUCCAAGAGAGAUUACUAACUGCAGAUCAAACAAAGUUUAGUAAUAUCUGGUCACUGGGUGUAACACUUUGGGAACUCUUUGACCAUGGUACUCAGCCUUAUGCACACCUUUCUGAUGUCGAAGUUCUCCAGCUGGUCAUAAAAGAGAGGGACACAAAGCUCCCUAAACCACAACUGGAGCAGCCCUAUUCAGAAAGAUGGUAUGAAGUUUUGCAGUUCUGCUGGCUACCACCAGACAAGAGGCCAACAGCAGAAGAAGUACAUAGACUACUAACUUAUCUUCGUAUGCAAAGCCAAAGGGACUCAGAAAUUGACUUUGAGCAGCAAUGGAAUGCUCUUAAACCAAAUACCAAUAACAGAGAGAGUUCAAAUAAUGCUGCAUUCCCAAUACUUGACCAUUUUACCAGGGAUAGACUUGGUCGUGAAAUGGAAGAAGUCCUCACAGUAACUGAAACAAGUCAGGGGCUUAGUUUUGAGUAUGUCUGGGAGGCAGCUAAACACGAUCAUUUUGAUGAGCGCAGUCAGGUCAAUCCUGAUGAGGCCAUGUCAUAUACAAGCAUCUUUUUUCCAGUCGAUGUUUUUGAAAGUUCACUCUCAGAGCCUGGACAAGGAAAGCAAGAUGAAAGUGGCCAAGAUGUGUCACUCAGGGCACCGGGGGUAGUCCCUGUUUUUGAUGCCCACAAUCUUUCUGUUGGGAGUGAUUAUUACAUCCAGUUAGAAGAAAAAAGUGGUGGCAACUUGGAUCUUGAUAACCAAUCAACAAUUCUCACUACUGAAGUGGAUAAUCCUGACACUCUAAGUUCCCAAUUCAUGGCACUCAGGGAUCUUGAUAAUGGGGAAUCAAAUACUGAUGGAGAUUUUUUUCACUACACUGGAGAUCCUAAAGAUAUUGGUAUACCUGAAGAUUCACAUGUUGCCAGUGUCCCUGAAAGCCCUUUCAGUAAUAUAUUUAAUGAGCUUGAUAAAUCAGAGGAUUUGCACAGUCAUCAAAAAAUAUUUGAUUUAACAGAACUAAAUGGGAUUCAUGCUGAAUUUAAACCAGCUACUCUCAGCCCAAGCUUGGAUGUGCCUAAAGAGACAUUAGUAACUAGCCAUCUUGAAAAAAAGACAGGCCACAAUAUUUUUGAUCAUGAUGCCGUUUUCUUAUCUGAAAGUCUUGUACAUCAGAAUGAUUUUGACCCACUGAAUAUUCAAGAACUGUCAGAAAACUUCUUGUUUCUUCAAGAGAAAAACUUAAUGAAAGACACGUUGUCUAUGAAAGAGCAUGCAAGUGAUCUCCAAACAGAAUUAGAAAAAGCAGGUUUUACAGGGAAUAUGUUAGAAUCUUCACAUAGAAAUUCUUUAGACAUUGAGCUUAACUUCAUUGAAAAUAAAUCAGCCUUGUCUUUGUUGCAAGACAAUGCAAAACCUGAAAGUAAAGAAGAGUGCAUAAUGCCUUUAGGAGAUAAUUUGAAUGUCUCUUUGCAGUCUUCUCCAGAAUUGCAAAAAACAUUUAGCUUGACCAAAACAGAAGAAAAGGCUUGUGGUAUACAUCCAGAUUCUGUUCUCUUUCAAGAAGAAGCUGAAGCCACAUGUUUAAAUGUUGUUGCCUGUGAUGAUAGCCCCAAGCAAGAGAUAAAUCCAAGCAUUAAAACUGCCUUGGUUGAAGUGCUAUCCAGUGAUACGGUAUCAGAGAACAUUGAAAGUGGAACACAUGACAUUUCCCCCAAAAGCAAAAAAUCCACAAAUAUUACCAAAAGUGAACCACUUCAUUUUGAUGAAGAAACUGCCUGUAGUAUAAGUAUGGAGAUGUGUCUUCCAGAAGAAAUGAACCAGGACUUGGAAAACAAGUCCCCUUUAGGAGACCAUAAUGCUAGAAGCUUGCUAGAGAAAGAAAAUGAAACUCUAGGGAUUUCAAAUCAGCUUACUUAUAAAGAAACACCAAAAGAAGUAGGCUUGAUAUCUGCCCUUUCUUCUGAUUCUGCAAGCCAAGACAGUCUCUUGGAAGACAGCCUCUUAACCCCCAUGCAGACAUCUGAGCAAUCUGUAGAAACACCAGAUUCUUUGGAUUCAUUAGAUGUCCAUGGGGUUUUAGAUGCUUUAGGUACCCAGAGUCCUCAGAAACUUGUGCCACCUGAUAAACCUGCUGACAGUGGUUAUGAAACAGAGAAUCUGGAAUCCCCAGAAUGGACUUCCCAUCCUGCUGUUGAUGAUGCUUCAAAUACAGGUACCACAUUAAUUGAUGAUGGCACUCUUACCACUUUGCCUCCCAAUCCAGUUAUCAUAAUUUCAGAUGAAGCAGACAGCAACAAAGAUUUUGACUUGACCUCAAAGACAUUAGCAUGCAGUACUCAAAACUCCUAUCGAGACUCUGCCUAUUUUUCUGAUAAUGAUUCUGAGACUGAUAAGAAAAACGAGGAUGUCACAGGAACAUCAGCAGCAUUGGCCUUGUUUACAAAAGAUCAGCCCCAAAGGGGUGUAUCCAGAGCUGAACAGAGUUGUGAUGCCAAGCAUAAUUGUUGUGAAGAGAGAGUUAACCAAAGCCUUCUAUCUGGUUUGCAGAACACCAGUGAACCAGAAUUACAAGACACAUUGGAGCUGGAACAGACUGACAUUCCUAGACAGGUUGACAUGGCUGAAUUGGAAGCUGAAAAUUCUUUAACUCUUAUCGCAAGUUCAGAGUGUAGCUAUAGCGAAGAAUUUGACAUUCUAGAUGAUCAUUGCUGCAAUCGCACUUCUACUGGCACCAAUACUGAUGAAUUACUUGCCUACACAAAUGCUACAUUUUGUUCUGGAAACCCUUCAGCAAUGGCAGGGGCCACCUUUUCAACAGACUUGAUGGGAGAUAAGUCCUUAUCCUGCUAUUCUGAGGGGCCCAAGUUGAAGGAGCCAGAUAUUGAAGGAAAAUACCUGGGGAAACUUGAUGUUUCAGGAAUGAUUGAUAUAUCAGAGGAUGGAAUAGAUGCAGAUGAAGAGGAUGAAAAUAGUGAUGAUUCUGAUGAUGACCUGAGAGCUUUUCAUCUUCACAGUCUCAGUUCUGAAUCAGAAGAUGAAACAGUACAUCCAGUGCCAGUGAUACUGAGUGAUAAUGAUGAUGGGAAGCACUUACGGAGUUUACUGAAACCACCUAUGCCUAUUGGAAAUGACAAGCUACCUGAUAAUUGGAGAAAGGAUAAGAAGGCAGUAACAUUCUUUGAUGAUGUCACAGUCUAUCUGUUUGAUCAGGAAACACCAACCAAAGAGCUGGGACACCGAGGAGCAGAAGCAAAUAAUCAGGAGUCUGAUAGUGCAACACCAUCAUUAGGUCCCAAUGACUUGAACAGGUUUACAAACUCAGAAAGUUCAACCGAUGAAGAAGGUGGAGGUUUUGAAUGGGAUGAUGACUUCUCUCAAGAGUCUUUUAUGGCAAAAACAGCAGAUAACCUUGGUUCUAAGCCCUCUCUUCAAACAUCAAAGUACUUUUCUCCUCCACCACCAUCUAGAAGUAUCGAACAAAGUUGGUCACAUGCAUCGCCUUAUUCCAGGUUUUCUAUCUCUCCUGCCAACAUUGCAAGUUUUUCUCUUACACAUCUUACAGAUUCAGAUAUUGAACAAGGAGGAAGCAGUGAAGAUGGAGAAAAAGAUUAAGUGGGAAAAAUACUUUUUUUAAAAAUCAGAAACUGCUCAUACAGGACAGCAUGCCCACACUGCUGGCCUGCACAGUGUAAAUACUGACAAACACAAUUGUGUUCGGAGAGCCACUGUAGGCUUCUUCUGGAGUAAGAAGAGGAGAAUCAAGAAACACAGAAAUGUUAAAUAAGGACUUUUGAUGUGUAUUUGUAAUGCGUGUUUUUAAUCAGUGCAAUUUGCUUUUCAUUUGGAAGAGAUGAAUCUACAGCUGUUUUAAAAAAAAAAACUUGAAGUAUUAAUUCUUCAGGCAAUUGUUAUUUGUAACAAACUUGUAAAGCAAUUACACAACCUUCUGGUUAUGUAUGGGAUUGUAUCAUAUUCUUUUUAUAUUUUUCCAUGUAGUUUAUUCUAUUUGAACCUACACCUGUCAUAGAAUUAUACAUAAUUGUGUCUGUACAACAGGUGGCUGUGUCACUGAAACCGUAUGAAUGAUAGUUGGUCAGUAGUGAGCCAUAUUUAUUCAUGGGGGGGAAAUCACUAAAUACAUAUUACCUUGCUUUCUGUAAUUGCACUAUGGAUAUAUGUUCCCAGAGUCCCCAACAUUGUACAGAAUCAGAAUCGUAAAUUAUUCAAGGAAAAUAAAGCAGGUCAAGCUAGGGCUGUUCACUAGUUUGAUUUCUCCUGUUUUUAUAUUUUGUUUGCUAUGCAUGGUACUUGUAAAAUUUAAGUGAGUGUUAUGCUGUUGUAGAAUUUGCUGGAAUCUUAAACCCAGUACCAUUUUUCAAAAUGAUAAAUAAUUCUGAAUGUUGCAGUGUUCGUGUUUUUAUAGGAAAUAUUUUUGAGGAGUCUGAAAACACUGAUCUGGGUUGCUCAACUGAAUCAAAUGCAUUUACAUUUCUUCUCUUAGAGUGACUUGAGAAUAUCAGACUUCUUUCCAAAUAGUUGAAGGGUCUUUCAACCUGUGAUUCUUAAGGGAUGUGGAAAUGAUUUCACUCCUGAACUCCCUGGAGUAAAAAAUAAAGCUACUGUAAAGCUUGGCCCAAAUAAAAUUUCUGAGCUUGUAUUAACCAAAUAUGAGAUUAUUAAGUCAGAUACUUCAUAGUAAUGUCAUGAAGUUUUCUCAAAAAUUAAUUUGAAAGAUCAGACUUACAAUGACAGUUUCAUUCACCUUUGCUUUAAAAAGGCAGUGAUACCAAAACUGAAAAUGGGAAAUGGCUACCCCUGAAGUCUCUCUGCCUUAAAAUAAUUAAAAGUUAAUUGCUGCUUACCUAGACGCCAUCAUUGUUUGAUGUGAACAGUUGAAUAAAUCAGCAGCCUCCUAAGAUGAACCUGGUUAACUCCAAAUAGUUCUCCUGGAUGGUGUGGCAGUCAGUCCAUGAAAUGAGUAACAUGGUGCAGUUUAAGGUGGCGGCUAGCUUUAAAAUUUUGUUAGCUAGAUUUAUAGACCCUUCAGAUAUUGCUGUUAUUGGCCUGAGCACACAGAAGUCAUUUUCUACUUUCUUUUUCUCUUUCUCUUUCUUUCUUUCUUUCUUUCUUUCUUUCUUUCUUUCUUUCUUUCUUUCUU
Molecule: messenger RNA, 6168 nt
Organism: Phascolarctos cinereus (koala)
Lineage: Eukaryota; Metazoa; Chordata; Mammalia; Diprotodontia; Phascolarctidae
Gene: LMTK2
Product: lemur tyrosine kinase 2
Biological process (GO): protein phosphorylation
Molecular function (GO): ATP binding; protein kinase activity
Source: RefSeq, a predicted model, not a curated record